AUGCCGACUCCCUGGGAAACUUUGUUUAAUAUCCAGCGAUUUGCAGCGAACGGGUUUGCCGUCAUUGCGGCGGAUUACAUCGGCAAGGGCCUGCUUCGGGAAGGGCGUGGCGAGGCGUAUGUCGUCAAGGGCGCAACUACGCAAACGUGUGUGGAUAUUCUCAACGCUGGGCUCGCCGCGCUGGAGGAUCUUGGUUUAACACCGGCGAAACUGUUCCUACAUGGCUGGUCCCAGGGUGCCCUCAACACGCUAUGGUUGCAUCAAGCUCUCCGCUCCUAUGGGAUCGAUAUUGAAGCGACGGCUGUUGCCAGUCCCUUCAGUGAUCUCGAUCAAGCAUGGCAGAGUUGGUCUGGGAAGGUUAUUUUCCCACUGCCGGAGAGUCUCGAGAGCUACCCUCCCCUGGCUGCCUGGAUUGCGCCUUGCAUGAUUGUGGCUCUUGGUAGCUACGAGAUGUACUACAAUCUCUCAGGCCUGAUGGAGACGGCGGUGCGGCCUCAAUAUCGGGAACUAGCAGAAAGAAAUUGGCAAGAUUAUAACAUCAGCGCCAUUGAUCCCUCAAACUCUCCCAACAGUACCAACCUAUUGGCGGAUAGCUUCUGGAAAGGCUACACGAACGAUCACAUCAGUGCGCUGCAACGGCAACUGAUCAUAAAUGCAGCCAUAGACUGGGAAUACGAUAGCUCCAUUCGUUUCUACUAUGGUCUUGCCGACGAAGCUGUCCAUCCGGCGAUGGUGACACGAACAGUUGCUGCUAGGGCAGGUAUGCCGCUGGAAUCCAGGUCGCCAGGACUACCCACCGGGCGGCAUUUCUUGCCGGGCUGUAUGGCAGCGGAGCAUCGCUUGACUGCUCCGAUAACGUGUUGUCGUGGUUUCAGAGCAAAGCUUAGUCGGGCACUCGCUGAGCUUGAUAGGAGGAUAGAUAGGUAUUGA
Podospora bellae-mahoneyi is the source of this 930-nucleotide messenger RNA. RefSeq lists its product as uncharacterized. Gene Ontology annotation, biological process: lipid catabolic process. NCBI's taxonomy places the organism in Eukaryota, Fungi, Ascomycota, Sordariomycetes, Sordariales, Podosporaceae. The coding region runs from base 1 to 930 and encodes 309 amino acids. The transcript has a single exon. Gene Ontology annotation, molecular function: triacylglycerol lipase activity. The record is from RefSeq and is a predicted model, not a curated record.